Molecule: messenger RNA, 645 nt
Organism: Gymnogyps californianus (California condor)
Lineage: Eukaryota; Metazoa; Chordata; Aves; Accipitriformes; Cathartidae
Product: claudin-4-like
Exons: 1
Coding region: 1-645 (214 amino acids)
Biological process (GO): bicellular tight junction assembly; cell adhesion
Cellular component (GO): bicellular tight junction; plasma membrane
Molecular function (GO): structural molecule activity
Source: RefSeq, a predicted model, not a curated record
AUGGCGACGAUGACGAUGCAGCUGGGUGGGCUGAUGCUGGCCGUGCUGGGCUGGCUGGGCUCCAUCCUCACCUGCGCGCUGCCCAUGUGGAAGGUGACGGCCUUCAUUGGCUCCAACAUCGUGACGGCCCAGGUCUUCUGGGAAGGGCUGUGGAUGAACUGCGUGUACGAGAGCACGGGGCAGAUGCAGUGCAAGGUCUAUGACUCCAUGCUGGAGCUCACCUCCGACCUGCAAGCGGCUCGAGCCUUGGUGGUCACCUCCAUCUUUGUGGCCUUCUUCGCCUUCCUCACCGCCGUCUCGGGCGCAGACUGCACCCGCUGCGUGGAUGACAAGAACGCCAAGACCAGGAUCUCCAUCGUGUCAGGUGCCUUCUUCGUCCUGGCCAGCAUCAUGCUGCUCAUCCCUGUCUCCUGGUCUGCUAACAGCAUCGUCAGCAACUUCUACAACCCCAUGGUGCCCGAGGCCCUCAAGAGAGAGCUGGGGGCUGCCCUCUACAUCGGCUGGGCCUCCAGUGCCCUCCAGCUCUUUGGUGGGGGCAUCCUGUGCUGCUCGGGACCCCCGUCCCAGCAGGACCCCUACCCCAAGAAGUACAGAGCAGUGACGACCUGCAGCCCGACGGGCUACCCCAUGAAAGACUAUGUGUGA